AUAUGGGAGGUUCAUGAAUCAUGUAUCCCUGAAUGACUGUACAGGGAUGCUUACCCUCAAAACAGGAUGGAAGAACAGGGCUGUAGUGGAGGCUAAACGCAAGUAAAUGCAGUUUAUCCACCUCUGACAUUUCAGAAACAGAGUUCAUCCACCUCUUAUUAUAGUGUAUCCUCCUCUCAAAAGAGUUUAUUCACCAAUUGCAGCUUUUAACAUUCAAAAAUCACACUGUAUUAUCCACAUUCACAAUAUGUACACUCAUCAACAAUCUAUGAACUAUUUAACACUGGUAUUGUUUAAACAUUGGACAAUAACCUCCACCAUCAUCAAACAUGUUCUGAAUACCUUCUUAUUCCGCAUGGCACAUUCCUCUUUACUGUGAUCACAGAAUUCAUAGUUUAGCCACCUCUAAUUUACCACUACACCGCUGGUCAAAGUCAACAAUGCACUGCAAAAAGAAUGCGUGUGUGUGUGUAUGUGUGUUAUGUGCUUUAUCCUCAUUUUUCAUUAAUUUUAUGUAUUUUAUAGCAUUUUAAAUAAUGUUAAGCCUCCUCGCAAUGUAUCUUUAUGUAGUAAUGCAUGUAAUGUUAUGGAAUGUCAAGUGUAUUUCAAGUACUGCAACCUGUCAACUACUAUAUGUGUGAUCAACCUUUCUCUAUCAGAAAACGUCGGCAAACCAGUAAUCGAUCCCUCCCGAGAGGGAGACCAGAGUACUCUCACCUGUGAAGGAAAAGCCACAGAGUAUAGUAACUACAGCUGGUGGUCAGCAGAUAAUGCUUUGUUGGCUGCUGGUGACCAGCUGAGGGUCAACAAGACCGGCGACCCAAACAGGGGGUACAAGUGUACACUACACAACCCUGUCAGUGAGCAGACCAGUAACACUGCGCUUGAGGAAGAGUUGUUUCCCGCAGCUGUUCCUGUGUAUUGUCCACUCGGUGGGGAAGUUACUUUAAAUUCAGUUGAAAAGCCUGCAGCAUUGUCUAGCAUAGAAUGGAUAUUUAACUCCUCGGAUUCAAUUGUUCUCUGGAAGAACAACACGUUACAUUUUUAUCGGGGAUUUCAGAACCGCACAUAUCUGAAUACUGAAACCGGCCAGAUUACUGUAGGCAGUUUAACAGCCGAAGAUGAUGGUGUCUAUUCAGCCAGGAUAAAUAACAGAGGCCUGGCAAAAAUAUACCAGCUGAAAGUCAUUGCACCUGUGUCCAAGCCAACAAUAACCUCGUCCUGUUCUGCCACUGUUUGUGUGCUGACCUGCAAGACUGAGAGCGCUAAAGUCCAGUGGUGGAUUGGUGGUGUAUGGCAAGAAGGGUCAGCCAAUCUCACUGUUGAGAAGGAAGUCAAUGAAGACCAGAGCUUCAGCUGUAGAGUCAGUAACCCUGUGAGCAGCGAGACCAGUGAUCACAUCUUUGUGAACAAUCUGUUUCACUAUGCACCUGUGUCCAAGCCAACAAUAACCUCGUCCUGUUCUGCCACUGUUUGUGUGCUGACCUGCAAGACUGAGAGCGCUAAAGUCCAGUGGUGGAUUGGUGGUGUAUGGCAAGAAGGGUCAGCCAAUCUCACUGUUGAGAAGGAAGUCAAUGAAGACCAGAGCUUCAGCUGUAGAGUCAGUAACCCUGUGAGCAGCGAGACCAGUGAUCACAUCUUUGUGAACAAUCUGUUUCACUAUGGUCUGGAAACCUGGAAGAUAAUUGUUAUUGUGAUUGCCGUGGUUUGCAUAGUAGCAGUGAUAGGCCUACUGGCAUACAUCAAAAGAGAUACACUGAUGACGCUAUGGAAUAAAUGAUGUGAAUUUUGAAGUAAAGGAGUUCAAGGGUCUUCAUUUUUUAUUGUAUGGUGCGAUGGUGGUAGCAUAGUGCUUAAGGAGCUGGGCUAGCAUGCAGUAACCAGAAAAGUUGUGGGUUCAAUUCCUGGCUUUCACAGUUGUACCCUUGAGCAAGUCACUUAACCCCUAGUUGCCCUGGGGAAACUGACCCUUGUGAUAAAAGCGUCUGCUACAUGUAAAUCAGGGAUUCCCAAACUGUGGUAUGUGUACCACCGGUGGUACACAAGCUUCCACUAGGGGGUACGUGAGAUGUCGGAAAGGUGUUAAAAAAAAAUAUUAAAAAAAAUCUUAAGCCUAUGUUCUCUUUGUUCUUUGUGUUUCAUCAUGUUUCACACUGUCUUUUUAGUGUGAGAGCUUAUAGACCAGUGCACAUUUUGAUUUUGUUAUUUGUUAUCAUGUAGCAUCAUGUAUCAUGUAAUUAAAUGAUGCCUGGAAUGUGUCAAUAGAAUGUGUUAAUGUUUUUAUGUGUCGGAUGGUGGGGGUACGCGAGUCAAGUCAGGAUGUAGGUGGUGGUACGUGGGAAAAAAAAUUGGGAACCGCUGUGCUAAAUGAAUAAAUGUAAAAAUGUAAUAUGGGUACAGGGACAUUGGUGCCAUUUCUUCCAACUUUUUUAUGUGAUGUGAUUUUUAUGUGCCCAGAAUUUCCAUGUAAUGCUAUUGUUACGUCCCUGUGUGUUUUGUAUCAGUGUCUGCUUGCUUUGUUCUGUGUUCUCUGUUUUCUGUUUAUUUCAGACGGUCCCAUGGGCUAAUGACGCUAAAUGAACUACAGGGUGAUUGAGGCACCACCCUUUUAAAAUGAAUGUGUUAUGUGAUGCACAUUUUUGAACUUUUGGGGUUUUGGGUUACUGCUGCUCUGCCACACGUUCCAGCAAUGCCACCACUCCCAGUCCAGUGAUGCCGCUCCUGCCCGCUCUCAGAGUGAGAGUCUGAAAGCUAUGGGCCUUUCAAGGCCUUUUGUUGGAGCUUUG
Molecule: messenger RNA, 2786 nt
Organism: Alosa alosa (allis shad)
Lineage: Eukaryota; Metazoa; Chordata; Actinopteri; Clupeiformes; Clupeidae
Product: carcinoembryonic antigen-related cell adhesion molecule 2
Exons: 6
Coding region: 587-1780 (397 amino acids)
Source: RefSeq, a predicted model, not a curated record